AUGGAGCUCAUGGCCAGCAACAUUCAGGUGCUGCUGCAAGCGGCGGAGUACCUGGAGCGCAGGGAGAGAGGUACCACCUGCCUAUCUCAGGGUCGGGGGCGGUGAUUUGGCUAUGCGGGGUAUGAGGGCCAUCGGAGGCAGGCAGGCAGGACCGGCUGUCCUCCGUGUGAGCGGGGCGGAGGAAUGGGGUGGUGUUGUUUCCUUAGAAUGGGGUGGGUUGUUUCCUUAGAAAAGAAGUGUGCUGGGGGUUAUUAAAUGGUGCGGAGGCGAAAUCGUUCCGAGCCUCGGAUUUUGUCUCGCAGAAGCCGAACAUGGCUACGCUUCGCUGUCCCCUUACUCCGGGAAAGACUCGUUGCAGCCCCGGAAGAGGUCCAAGCCUCGGAAUGACCUGCAAAACCUCAGGUAAGACCCCGGGUUUUGUUCUACUAUUGCCAUUGGAACUGGUAUUGCAGUGGAACAUCUGGUGAUGGACUAACUGAAAACAGAAGUCUAUAUAGCGAAAUAAAUAAAGAAGAUGGGGGUGUGAAAUCUCAGCGAGGCUGGCAAAACGCUUCUUCAAAGUGAUGGGGUCUCCACCAGAAACCAAAUGCUUGUAUAUGACAUGAGACAACCAGGUUCAAAUGCAGCAUUAGUUGUAUGGACAGUAGGCCUGAAGUUACUGGGUUUGAUUAAUACUGAUCCAUGAAUUUCAGUGGGUCUACUCUGAAUUAAAUUAGUUGGAUACAAGCCAUAGCCACCAGUGGAGUUCUCUCUCUCUCCUGGACAUCAGUUUUUGGCUUUGUGGUUUAAGAAAAUCAAAACCUCCUUCAUUGGUUUUACCUUGCUCGGGAAUUGGACUAGGUAUUUUGUUUUGCUUUUACAUUUUCCACUGGAGCAAGGCUCACAUUUCAAUACAUGGACCCCGAGGUUCAUAUACUCUACUGCGUUACUAUCCAAUAGGAGACAGAAGUCCUAAUUGCAGGAAACAAAAUGCUUUAAUUGAUGGUUGCAUAUUUCCUGUGACAUUGUGCAAGCUCCGAGGAACUGCAUUCCUGGCAUAGAGGUUAGCAGUUAUGACUAUUCCUGACAUCUGGUUCUUUGAAACCAGUUGUGCCACUGUCACACAACCACAAGCGUGAGAACAUAGGAAACGGCCUUAUCCUGAGUCAGAGCAUUGGUCCACCUAGCUCUAUUGCUGUCUAUAUGCCAGGCGUAGCCAAUGUGAUGUCGGACUGCAUCUCCCAUCAUCCUUGCAAAUUAGCCAUGCAGCUAUGUUGCCAUCCAACAACAUUUUGAGAGCACAACAUUGCUUGCCUGGUCUAUACUGGCUGGCAGUGGUCUUUUGUAGCCCUACCUGGAGAUGUUAAGGAUUGAAACUGGAACCUUCUACAUGCAAACCAUAUUCUCCAUCCCUGAGUUUUGUACCACCCCUCAGCUUUCUUACUGCAGAAAUAGUUACACCCACCUCUUGCAGUGUGCUGUUGCACUUGUCAUUUUCUCUGUGAAAUCUGACUCUUCUCAAAUAGGCAUUUAGUUUUACAUUACCUCAAGCUUGUACCUGCCACCCCAGACUUAGGGAUUUGUGCUAUUUAUUACAUGUUUCCUGGGCCCUUGGAUGUGUGGAUUUCUGAUGAUGUAGCAAACAGGACCUUGACUGGUCCAGUCCAGUGCCAGUUACUGGGCUUCUUCAUAAACUACUUUAGAGAAUGAAAUGGAUCUUCUUCCUCUCCUGUCCUGCAUAUUCACUAUGUGGAUAGUAGACAUUGAGCUUUGGGAAGGUAGGAUUUUAGUGGGAUUGAAUGAGAACUUUCUGUCUCGGUGGACAAUGUGAACAAAACCAAUUAUCAUUUUUCUAUAAAUCUAAAUGUGAUCCAUUAAUCUUAUUUCCUAUUCUUCUUUCUUUUCAGAACUGUGCACAAUGAGCUGGAGAAGCACAGGUAAAUUUUCAUAUAGGAAGGGCUGGGGUUGCAGGGAGAAGAGGGGUAAUUUCUCAUUUAUCAUGUUCAGUAGGAAGUGGGAGUUGACAGCACUGAACAUACCAGCUCCUCUUUAUAAGAGCACUUCCUGUCUAAGUAGAGAGAUGGAAUUCGUGAAGUAGCAAAAGCAUUUUACAGCUGAGUAAGAAGGCUGCCCCAGGCCACUUCUACCUUGCCAAACUUAGGAGAUGUGCAUCGAAUUUUUGUAUAAGGAGUUAGCACGCUGUUGACCACUAGUUUUCAAUAGGAUUUUAUUUUUAAAUGGAGAUGCACAUAGGAGAAUGUCCAUGGAGGGAGAUGUAAGGGAAAAAGUAUGUGAAAUAUUUGGAGGACUAUACAUACUUUCCAAUCAAAUGGUGAUAAAGUUAACAUGUACUUACCACAGCUAAGUAAAUAAAGUGUCUUGACCAUGGGUAGGCAAACUAAGGCCCGGGGGCUGGAUCCAGCCCAAUCGCCUUCUAAAUCUGGUCCACAGAGAGUCCGGGAAUCGGUGUGUUUUUACAAGAGUAGAAUGUGUGCUUUUACAGUGGUGCCCCGCAAGACGAAUGCCUCGCAAGACGGAACCGCUGGUACGAAAGGGUAUCCGUCUUGGGUGCUUCGCUAGGCCAAUUCCCCUGAGCGCCGCAAGGCAGAAAAUACCUUUGCGGUCUUGGGAUUUUUCGCUUUCCCCCCUUUAUCUAAUCUGCCAAGCCUUUAGCCAGCCUUUAGCCAGCGUUGUUGCGAUGCUUGCGUUUUGAACUAUUGUGCGACAGCUAAUCCGCGCUAGUGCGCGCUAAUCCGUCACUAGGCUUGCCGCCCAGGACGUGUGAGCGAAGCGGGUUGCGCGGGGCAGUUGGUUAGUCUCGGCAAGUUCGGGCACCACUGUAUUUAAAUGCAUCUCUGAGGUUGACUAUUGGGGAUGCGUAAGAAUUCGUUCAUUUUUUUUAAAAAAAAAGUCCGGCCCCCAACAAGGUUUGAGGGACAUUGGAUUGGCCCCCUGCUGAAAAAGUUUGCUGACCCCUGGUCUUGACUCUCCAGCAUUGAGAUCCUGGCACCUCCUGCAAUGAAGGUGCCGUGUGAUAAAUUUGUCAUUCCUGAUUAACUUUGCAUAAUUGUCAAUCCCUGUAUAUCAUAUCUUGCCAAAAUGCCUUUUUUGAGUUCCUGGUUUAAUUUAAAAUGCUCACAUGUGGUUUCCAUUGGGGUAGAGGAUCACAAGAUGUUCAACUUAGACCAUAAAACUCAAUACCUACAUUAAAUAGAUGUCAGGAAAGCCAUGAUUGGAACUCCUGUGUUUUUUUAAAGAAGUUAAAAGCCGUCUGAAGGAGUUAACCGCCUCCACACACAAAUCACUUCAAUCUUAUACAUACACACACACACACACCUCUGAUAACUAGACAAAGACCGUGUUAUGGAUCUUCUGAUACAACUCGUUUGGGCCAGUUUUUAGUUCUGUGCUCUUAUGGUACGGCUUUCUAACUGUUACGAUCCUGUAUGCAGUAGCCAUAGAUCACUCUACCAGGAUUUCUAUACAGUGAGAGAUGGGAAGAAAGCCAUGUUGGUUGGAUCUGGGUGUCUGUAAUUCUGCUCAAGCUGCUUAUUAUAACCAUCCCAAUUUGUAUACUUCUGCUACCUUUAUCUAUCUACCCAUAUCAGCUUGCUUGGAUUCAGGAAGACAGGCUUGUAAGAGUUGCAGGCAGAUGACGAGAUCUGGUUCUGUUUCCCCCUCUGUACAUAAAGUUAAUUAAUUACAAUGACGUCUGAGACCUGGCCUACAUGGAUGACUAUAGCUCUCUAGCUAGAGGAGACUUAGGCACACAUUUUCCAAUUUUGUAAGGGCCUGGAAGUUGCCUCAAGGCCUUACCCAGAGACGAGGUGAGCUCCCGUGCCAUCUCAUGCAUCGAACCCACAUUGUGAUCUCUUUCUCGCUGGCAGGAGGGCUCAGCUGCGUCAUUGUUUGGAUCAACUAAAGCAACAGGUCCCCAUGAACACGGAGUGCUCUCGUUAUACAACCCUUAGUCUUUUGCACAGAGCCAGGCUGCAUAUUAAGGUAAGCGACACACUUCCCUGCUUACUGGCUGUCUUUCAAGGUUGCCUUGCCAGCCUUGUACUUUAAACUUGGAAUACACGAGACAGAAGGAUCCAACAGAUUUACUGAGUAGGGCUAGAAAUGGAUCGAACAGCUUCCAACCUCCAGAGGGGUGAAAAAUCACAUGCGUGUGACUAAACCUCUUAUUUUAGCAGUGUGUUCUGUUGCUAAGGGGUAUACCUUUUUAUUUUACAGCAUAUGAACUAAUUCACCUUGGGUGCUUCAUUUGGCCCUGCUGGAUCAUACCCCUGUGACCUCCCAUCUUGCCAGCAGCUGUGGCCACCCAAAUGUUUCCAGGGAAUUUAUAAGCCAGACAUCAAAGUCCUCCUGGACAGCUGUGCAAUGUUGCUUCCCAAAAACUCACAAAAGCUGGUAAACCCGGAAGCAGCCGAAGCAUUUGCUAUAGUUAUCGGAUAUUGUCCUUGACUCCUUUUCCCCUUCCAGAAGCUGGAAGAGCAGGAGCAGAGAGCACAGCAACUGAAGGAGAGGCUACGCUGUGAGCAGCAGAACCUGCACCAGCGGCUGGAAGAGUUGCUGGCUCAUUCCAGCGUGGAGAGGCUGCGAACCGAUAGCCUGGACUCUUCUCGGUUCUCCUCCGAACGCUCCGAUUCAGGUGGGUGUUGCCGUACAAUUGGAUGGUCUGUGCUGCGGUCCCCAUAGCUGGAUGCGUUCUAUUGAAGGCAUAAGUGUAAGAGCAGGGUACACUGGACAUUUCCUACUACAGCCUUCCUCAACCUGGUGCCUUCCAGACGUUUUGGACUAUAAGUCCCAUCAGUCUCAGCCAGCACAACUGUGCUGGCUCAGGUUGAUGGGAGCUAUAGUCCAAAACAUGGAGAGUACCAGGUUGUGGAAGGCAGGGGUGGGGAAUUUGUGACAGCUCCAAAUGUUGCCAGACUACAACUCCUAUCAGCCCUCUGCAAGCAUGACCAAGAAUGGCAGGUGUUGCCGUUCAGCAGCAUCUGGAGGUGUCCCAGCUCCCUUGCCUCUAGUGACCUUCUGGAGUGUCUGUAAAAGAUACUAGAUCCUGUAUGGGUAAAGAACUCUGAUGUAUUUUUUUUUUCUGCUACAGAAGAUGCAGAGGUGGACGUGGAAGGUCUGGCGUUCAGCAGCGUUGAAGAGGAUGUUGUGGCUGCCUUCAGCACUGGGCAGGAACACAGUUAUUCCAGUGCCAGCAACUUUUGGUUAUGA
Messenger RNA from Podarcis lilfordi (Lilford's wall lizard), 5208 nucleotides. Lineage: Eukaryota; Metazoa; Chordata; Lepidosauria; Squamata; Lacertidae. The record is from the annotation of a GenBank genome assembly.